Messenger RNA from Papaver somniferum (opium poppy), 693 nucleotides. RefSeq names its product 21 kDa protein-like. The transcript has a single exon. Gene Ontology annotation, biological process: negative regulation of catalytic activity. NCBI's taxonomy places the organism in Eukaryota, Viridiplantae, Streptophyta, Magnoliopsida, Ranunculales, Papaveraceae. The record is from RefSeq and is a predicted model, not a curated record. Gene Ontology annotation, molecular function: enzyme inhibitor activity. Bases 206 to 601 code for a protein of 131 amino acids.
UUCUGUUAGCCGCCAUUAAUGGGUUGGGUGGUGGGUGAGGCCAAAACCGACCCAAACCGAUCCAUGUGCAGCCCUAAAGAGGAAUCCAAACACCACAAAGUUCAUAAAAGCUUCAUGUAGUUGCACAACAUAUCCUAAACUCUGCAUAAAAUCUCUCUCAAUUUACUCCAACAAAAUCAAGACUAAUUACACCACGUUAACUUACAUGGCUCUCUAUGUGAGUCUGAAGAAAGCGGAGAAAACAUCGAAAACUGUUACGAAGAUUGCGCGACGCCAAGAUAUAAAGCCAAGUGAUGCUAUGGCGAUUAAAGAUUGUGUUGAAAACAUUGGCGAUUCGAUCGAUGAGUUGAGAGAUUCUUUAAAUGAAAUGAAGAACUUGAAUCAAACUGACUUUGAUUUUAAAUUGAGUAACAUAAAGACUUGGGUUAGUGCUGCACUGACAGAUGAUGACACUUGUAUGGAAGGAUUAGGGGAAGAAGAUGUUAAAGGUGAUGCAAGGAUUGUUAUAAGGAAGAAUGUUGUACAAACUGCUCAGUUAACUAGUAAUGCUCUAGCCAUUGUUAAUGGCCUCAAAUACAAACCGGAAAGAUCACAUCACUAGCUACUACUAUUUGUUUAUCCCUGGGUGCAAGGGACACCAGACAAAUUUGAGUAAAUUCAAGACCAUUAUUAUAACAUCAUAUUUUGUUUGAA